AUGGAAAGCAUUGUCGCGUAUAUGAAAGGACAGAUGGACCUUUUGGGUCUCAUACGGGGGCAUGCGGCUGACCAAGGCCCACAAAAGGUCUCUGCAUAUAUUCUUUUUGAAAGUCUCAAAGAAGCAAUUGACUUGAGUGCCUUGCAUACGCACAGAGUUGCAGUUGAGAAAUUCUUCCGGAAGGAGUACAUACCCGGACUGUUCUCUGGGUAUGUGAAGAUUCUUAUGAACCGAAAGAUGAAAGAGAUGCACGUGGAAGUCGUAUGGCUAAUGUGCUUCUCACUUGGUAGACUGCAGAAAUUGGAGGAAGUGUCUGGAUUGGAAGAGAGACUGACUAUGUUCUUAAAGACAGUUAAUCAUAAAGAUAUCCCUUUGAUUGAUCUAGUGAAGGCAUGUGCCUGUAAGGGAAGUUUUGUGGGUGCAGGGCACUUUGCAGAAAUUGUGCUUGAAAAUCGUUAUCACUCGUUAUACGCCAUUCUAGACAGAAAGACCGUUAUGCAGAUUUUACUGAAAGAAGUUGAAACACGCGGUAUUAUAGAGACUAUUCAGAAGAAGAGAGAUCUACUCGAUGGAAUAGCUGAAUAUGAUCCACUCUUGGUAGAGAAUCUGGCAGGAAUGUGUGUCUCUUACAUCCUAAGCAAAGAGUCUAAGAAUAGAAGAGAUGCAGAAAUAAACAGCAGCCAGAGACUGGAAGGACACACAAGGACUAUUCAAAAGAAGAUGGUUUCAGAAGUAGCAGAGUCAAGCGGUACUCCUGUAUAUGCAGAAAGUAAACAGAUAAAGCUACUUGCAAGUGAUGUAAAUGGAAGAAUUGUCAUACCCCAUUCUAUGCCUGAAGACACUUUAAGAAGACACAAAGAAGUGGUAGUUGCAUGGUUGAGAGAAAUGCGCAUUCUAUUCAUAGGAAGAACACCAUCUGAGGCCACAGAUAAAUCAGCUGCAGUGUCUUCAAUGGACGUAACAGAUACGAACUUGCAUAGAGCAGAAAAGCAGGCGCCAAAAAUAAUUCUGUAUGACAGAUCUGGGGAUAAAUUUGCAAGUUGCAUUACUAGCAUGGACAGCAUAGAAGUGCUUCUUAUGUGCGAAGUGUGUGCUGAUGUAAAAGCUGCACCUGGCAGCACUUUCUCCAGAAAUCUUCUGCUAAAGACUCUUGAAGUAACAGGCGACAGAGAAUAUAUUAAAUCACAUGGUGUCAGCCAGAUAAUUAAUAUUGAAGAAGAAUUGCAGGUAAGAUACGACUACUAUUUGAGCAAAAUACUGCACAAGCAAACACCAUUUACUCUCUCCUUGAAUCUUAUAAAUCUGAUAAUAGAGUGCGGAUAUCACAGUAGAAUUGUUGGUCUCACCAUCAGACUGUCAGAGAUCCUUAAAGAGAUGGAGUACAAGAAUAGAAAUGGCUUUUUGUUGUGCAAUAAAAAUCAGCAGCGUGAGAUAGCAUUCAUACCCCAGAUACUAGCCAGAAUCAUUCGGUCAGUCUACAUUAAGAAGAAGGACUUACAGAAGAUAAUGCAGUCUAUUAUGUAUAUUAGUACAACUGAAAAUAUUCAGUUAGUGAAAGGAAUAUAUCUAGUUCUUGCAGAAAUAAUCUAUGCCUAUAAUGGACUUGAUGCAGGUGUCUCUGAGUGCAUGUAUGGGUUGAAGAAGUCUGCUGUCUCUUCCCAUGAUACAUUAUGUUUUGCCCAGUUGUCGGCACAGAAAGAACUAGAAAAUCUUCCUAUGAGAGAACUAAAAUCUGCAACACCAGCUACUAGUGCAGAUGACAACAAGAACAAUAAUACAAUGACUGUAUCUGCAGAGAUAUUUAAUAUUCUUGAUGCAGAUGGAUUUUGCCAUUUAGCCAGAAUUGAGUUUAUGAAACUUCUCACUGCCAUGGUGAAAAUAACAGAUAAUUUCCUGAUAAAGAGAUUGCAAAAUAAUCUUGUGCCAGAGAUACUUCAGUACUACAUCCGUAAUAAUAUUCUUGUUAAUUGCAGUGAAACAGAAGCCCUAGGAGUAUUUUUGCUGCAUAUUUCUUCACACUCACUCACAGUGAAAAGUACUCUUGAUUUAGUAUUUCUUCUAAUGAUACUUCUGGAAAGAAAUAUUGAUGCAAGCCAGAAAAUAAUCAUAAGGCUGCACAAACAAAACAAAUAUGCACUUGCAUCUGCUCUUAAGUAUAAUAUAGAUAGAGACAAGAGAGGACGUAAUGGCCAAAUAAUAUCAAAGCAAACCAUAAUUAAAAUACAGAAAAUAUUUACUUCCUGCGUAAAUGAGCAAUGA
Messenger RNA from Nematocida ausubeli, 2259 nucleotides. RefSeq lists its product as uncharacterized. The transcript has a single exon. Lineage: Eukaryota; Fungi; Microsporidia. The record is from RefSeq and is a predicted model, not a curated record. The coding region runs from base 1 to 2259 and encodes 752 amino acids.